AUGGAGUUUCCGCUCCGAGUCCCUACUACCAAUGCCCUCCUUCACAUCACCCUUCGUACUGCGGACAAAGCACGAGUCCUGCUGGACUGUCAGAAGGCGUGGAACACAACGUUUGAUGGCUGGGUGGUUGGUGGGGACUGCAGCAAGGCGGCGAACAUCACGUGCGAUGCCACGGGCAUGAUAACAACCAUGCACAUCGAGUACAACAGCUUCAAUGGCCCCCUUCCUGACUCCAUUGGCAACCUUGCGAAUCUUCGAAGCUUUAUCCUGGCGUUUACCAACCUGCCUGGCCCCAUUCCUGAGUCCAUCAGCAACCUCGCAAAAUUAAGUCACCUAGACCUGUUUACCAACCAGCUGACUGGAUUUCCCGAGUCCAUCACCAAGCUUGCAAUGCUUAAUCACUUCGACCUGGGGAACAACAGGCUGACCGGCACCAUUCCUGAAGCCAUCACCAACCUCGCACUCCUCACCUACUUUGACAUCGGCACCAACGGGUUUACCGGCACCAUUCCUGAGGCCAUCACCAACCUCAUGAAUCUUCGUGAAUUUAAACUGUUCACCAACAGCUUGACUGGCAGCAUUCCCGAGUCCAUUGGCAACCUUACGAACCUCAAUGUUUUGGACUUUGCCCAGAACAGCAUCACUGGCCCCAUCCCACAAUCUGUCGAGAAGCUCACGGGCCUUGCUCAUUUGUCUUUGUCUGAAAACAACAUGAUGGGUUCGAUUCCUGACUCCAUUUCCACACUCACAAAGCUAACUUUCCUAGGUCUCUCAGUAAACAAGCUGACUGGACCAAUUCCGCCACUGGGCAACCUCCUUGCAUGUGAGGGCAUAUAUCUGAAUUACAACAACCUGACAGGCCCCCUUCCUGACUUCCUCACCAAGAACUCAGCCCUUCGCCAAUUAUAUCUCAACGACAACGGGCUGACUGGCUCAAUACAAGAAACAAUCAGCAACCUUCAGAAUCUGCUCACCUUGAGUCUGCAAGGCAAUCGCUUGACGGUAUCCAUUCCAUCCACGGUUGGAGUCAUGAGCACCCUCACAUCGCUAGCCCUUGGCAACAACAGCCUGAGUGGAACAAUCCCUAACUCCAUCUCCAGCCUCUCAAACUUGGUUCAACUGGAGGUUUGGAGAAACAACCUGACUGGCCCGAUACCAACGACGUUAAGCAACCUCCAGGUUUUAACAGUAUUGAUCUUUACUAACAACAGCCUCACUGGCCCAAUUCCUGACUCCAUUGGGGCGCUCACAAGCCUGAGGCAAUUAUACCUGGCGGCCGCCAACCUGAGUGGCACCAUUCCGGCGUCCAUUAGCAACCUCGCAAAUCUUUCUGACUUGGACCUCGCCCAGAACAGCAUCACGGGCACGAUUCCGCAAUCCAUCGGGAAGCUCACGGGCCUUACUCACUUGGGCUUGGGCUUCAACGUCUUGACUGGCUCGAUUCCUGACUCCAUCUCCACCCUCAAGAAUCUAUCUGCCUUGAGUCUUCAAAGCAAUCGCUUGACAGGAUCCAUUCCUUCCACUGUUGGAGUUAUGAGCACCCUCACAUCAUUAUCUAUUAGCAACAAUAGUCUGAGUGGAUCAAUUCCAGAUUCCAUCUCCAGGCUUACAAACUUGAUUCAACUGGGCCUUCGCAAUAAUGGCUUGACCGGCUCCAUUCCAUCCAUGAUUGCAAGUUUGAGCAGCCUGACAGUAUUAGUCUUGAACGACAACAGCCUGACCGGAACAAUUCCUGACUCCAUCUCCAUGCUCUCAAACCUAGUCUUACUAAACCUUGCCAACAACGCCCUGACAGGCAGCAUCCCACCGUCCAUUGGCAGCCUCACCCAGCUUUCUACCUUGAAUGUGAGUGGAACUGGCCUGACCUGCCCGGCUGACUACACUCCAUGCGUGGCGCAGCAGCAGCCUCAGAGCGCCUUUUGCCUCCAGUGCUCCUCUUUCUGCACCUCCUGCGGCAAGCCGGCACCUC
Molecule: messenger RNA, 1969 nt
Organism: Closterium sp. Naga37s-1
Lineage: Eukaryota; Viridiplantae; Streptophyta; Zygnematophyceae; Desmidiales; Closteriaceae
Source: the annotation of a GenBank genome assembly